CUGUUGGAAUCAUCUUGCUCCCUGAAAGCCGCUGGGAGGCUCGGGUGGGGGGGGACCGAGCCUCCACAGCCAUCCCCGCUGCGCACCCUGCAGACCCCCCAAAAGGUCAGGACUGUAGCCCUCUGCAAUACCCCAGGGGUGGGAGUCUCCGCAGCUCUGCAUGAGCCCCCCUCCUCAAGGGUCAGACCCCACAGGUCAGACCCUGCAAGCCUGCAAGCCUGUCUACUGAGCACCCCUGCACCCUGUCCACUGCUGAGUGUCCUGAGAGCUGCUGCUGAGGGACCCCGCACGUUGUCCGUGGCUGCGUGACCCUGGAAGCUGUCUGCUGCCAAGUGCCCUGAGAGCUGCUGCUGAGAGAGCCCGCACACUGUCCGCGGCUGCGUGUCCCUGGAAGCCAUCCGCUGCUGAGUGCCUGGGGAGCUGCUGCUGUCUGCUGAUCGCUGAUCGUCCCUGGAACGCU
Staurois parvus is the source of this 460-nucleotide messenger RNA. The record is from the annotation of a GenBank genome assembly. NCBI's taxonomy places the organism in Eukaryota, Metazoa, Chordata, Amphibia, Anura, Ranidae.